Molecule: messenger RNA, 765 nt
Organism: Thamnophis sirtalis
Lineage: Eukaryota; Metazoa; Chordata; Lepidosauria; Squamata; Natricidae
Source: RefSeq, a predicted model, not a curated record
AUGGUUGUAACAAGAGACAGAAAUGAAGAAUCUCUCCAAGUGGUUUCCAUGGAAGGGCAAGAGACUGUUGUUCAUCAUCCGUCUACAAAACAAAUAUACAGUUUCAACUUUGACUUUUCAUUCUGGUCUUUUGAUAAGGGCUCUAACUAUGCGAGCCAAGAAAAAAUAUACCGAUCCUUGGCAAUGCCUCUUCUAGAAACGGCCUUUGAAGGAUACAAUGCUUGCCUUUUUGCAUAUGGGCAGACUGGUUCUGGAAAAUCUUACACCAUGAUGGGUUUUGAUGAUGAUGAACGAGGAAUAAUACCGAGAUUCUGUCAAGAUCUUUUCCAUCAAAUAGCAGAAAAAGAAACAGAACAGAACUGGCUCCAGCUAGGAAAUAAGCACAGAGCUACUGCAGCCACUGGAAUGAAUGACAAGAGUUCUCGAUCUCACUCUGUUUUCACGUUGGUGAUGACACAAACCAAGACAGAGAUUGUGGAAAAGAAAGAAUAUGAGCACAGAAUCAUCAGUCGUGUCAAUCUGAUAGACUUAGCAGGGAGUGAACGCUGUUCUACAGGUCGAACCAGUGGAGAAAGACUGAAGGAAGGUGCAAGCAUUAACAAGUCCUUGCUAACUCUGGGGAAAGUUAUUUCUGCCCUCUCUGAGCAAAAUCAAAGCCGGAAGAAGUUAUUUGUUCCAUACCGUGACUCUGUUCUUACAUGUCUGUUGAUGGUUCAGCCCUUCAAUGUAGUUGAUGUAGAGGAGGACAAUGGGAAGAGAAAAUGA